AACAAGAUUGUAUGCCACAAUAUUUUCUCUCUUAAAUUAUAUAUCAACUUUAUAUAUGAACAAAUCUAACCAAGGAUUUCUUGGACCGACCAUCUCAUCAUCAUCCCUCUCUCUUUCUAACCUACCCAUUUCCUACUCUUAUAGUAUAACUUAUAUUUCCUUUUGUGUAAAACCCAAAGAAGAACUUGUAUAUGGAAACAGGUCAUCAAGGAUAUGAGCUUUGAUAUCUCCAUGGAUUUCUCAAGAAAGGUUCUUCUUGGUCUUUGAGUUUCAGAUAGGAUCGAAAGCCUCAGGGAAAAAUAGAGAACAGAACCUUCUCUCUUGAUUAUCAGACAUAGCAUGAAGAAACUUGAAUUUCUCCUCUCAAUCUCUUUCGUAGUCCGAUUCGAACACAAACUGGAGCAAUAAGAAGAAGACGAAGAACCUUGAAGGUGAGUUCAUAAAGAUUUCUGCCUCUGUUUUUCAAGUUUUACAGAUGGGCAGGUUUUUACUUGAGACGCAAGCAACCCCGACAAUUUCAGCUACGGAUGCAAAUCCUAGAACCUUAGGAGGCUCUAUCAGCAACAACAAGAAUAUAGCUAACAUGGAUACAAACAUGGUGAUAAUACUAGCAGCUCUUCUAUGCGCCUUGAUCUGUUCUCUUGGCCUCAAUUCGGUCUUGCGCUAUGUCUUACGCUGCACAAGAAGGUUCACGCCCAACGAAGAACUAGUUGACACCAACGCAAACGCAAACACAGCAAAGGGGAUCAAGAAACGGGCGUUGAAGCUGAUUCCCGUUGAUUCAUACAGCCCUGAGUUAAAGAUGAAAGCCACGGAGUGUUUGAUCUGUUUAGGAGAGUUCCUUGAAGGAGAGACAGUUAGGGUUUUGCCCAAAUGUAACCAUGGCUUCCACGUCAAGUGCAUCGACACUUGGUUGCUGUCGCAUUCCUCUUGCCCCACUUGCAGACAAUCACUCCUCGAGCUUCAGACUCCGUCAAAUGGUUCCCCGGCGGGAUGAUGACAUGGCAAAUGUAACACAGCUUCACGAGGAUGAUAAGGAAAUAAUUUCUCCAGAUAUCACGUCACUUUCAUGUUGAGUUUUACUUUAAAGUGGCUUUGCUUCUUUUUGGGUUAGUAUAUAUAUUGUAAUUUCACAGUACUGUUUACAAUUAGGGAAGCUUCAUGCAGAAUUUACAUAUAUAAUCUUCUAAGUUUUGGCUUUUUGUUCGAUU
Camelina sativa (false flax) is the source of this 1211-nucleotide messenger RNA. RefSeq names its product RING-H2 finger protein ATL73. Lineage: Eukaryota; Viridiplantae; Streptophyta; Magnoliopsida; Brassicales; Brassicaceae. The record is from RefSeq and is a predicted model, not a curated record. Gene Ontology annotation, biological process: protein ubiquitination. Gene Ontology annotation, molecular function: transferase activity.